This is a messenger RNA of Didymodactylos carnosus, 864 nucleotides long. NCBI's taxonomy places the organism in Eukaryota, Metazoa, Rotifera, Eurotatoria, Philodinida, Philodinidae. The record is from the annotation of a GenBank genome assembly.
CGAUUAUUUUCUUGACCGAGACAUGAGUAAAAAUUUGGCUGAUAUCUAGUUUCCCAGAGAAUAAUCAGGAGAACAAGGCGGAUUCGUUUACAAUCUUCAGUUGUGCAUUUUGUCGACGUACAAUAAUAAAAAAAUUGUGAUAGUUAGAACUAGUUCAAAGGUUUAUUCACAAACAUUAAAAGAUAUGUGACGGGAAAUUUUAGAAGCGUUCAUCUUGUUCCUCUGAUUAUUUUCGACAAAACUAGAUAUCAACCAAAUCUUUCUUAUGUUUCGGUGAAGGGAACGAGCGGCAACGCACCUACGCUUUUUUCGCUACGUAAGCGUUUUCAUGUAGAAACGACGUAUUGUCAUCAAAGUUUAUUUUCUGUAGAAACUUACUAGUGACUAAAACCUCUUCUGAUCAAAUGGUUUUUUCGUGUGAGAUAAGCGUUUGCUUAUUCAAAUUUAGUCUCUUAGAAAAGAUAUUUGAAUGGUUUUUUUAAAAACUGUAUCCAGAAUUUGUAAAAUACAUUUCAAUUCGUGAAAAAUUAUUCAUGUCGUCGUUUAGGUGCCGGUUUAUCAGGGUCUGAAUUAGGAUUAGCGGGAGGAUCCGGUGCAGGGUACGGAGCAUCAUCAAGUUACGAAAGUUAUGGUAGUUCGGGUUCAGGCUUGGGAGGUGGUGAUUUUGGCGGAGCUGGUGGUGUUAGUGGCAGUUACGGAUCAUCAAGUUUUGAAAGUAGCGGUGGGUAUGGAUCAGGAUCUUUGGGUCAAGGAGGUAAUAGUGUUGAUUUUGCCGCAGCAGCAUUUCAAGCAGCUGAUAAAAAUAAGGAUGGCUCUGUUGAUGCUCACGAAUUUCGUGAUUUUGUUGGUCAAAAUGUCAAGUAA